Molecule: messenger RNA, 2808 nt
Organism: Clonostachys rhizophaga
Lineage: Eukaryota; Fungi; Ascomycota; Sordariomycetes; Hypocreales; Bionectriaceae
Source: the annotation of a GenBank genome assembly
AUGGCUCGCACCAAGCAGACAUCUCGUGGUGGGCGCCGCAAGGCCCCCUCUCGUGCUGCUCGCGGGAAUGACAUUGGCUUCAUGGCCCUCCAGGAGGAGGCAGAGCGCCGUGAGCGCAUCUUGGCCGACCGCCGCCGCGUGGAGGCCAAGUGGCGCCCCAAGGUGCCCGAGAUCCGCAAGGUCAACUUCGAGAACUUCAAGAACCGCUUUGGCGGAACGGACGAGCCCGAUGCCGCCGUUGAUGUUCUCAUGGUCGGCCCCAGCAUCUCUGCCCAGAUGCGCCGAGAGCGUAGCUACAGACACCGAGAGGAUCUGGCCCGCAUGCGCAAGAAGUACCUCGAUAUCCACGACAAUGCCUACGAGCGCAAGAGACGGCCCAUCACUGCAGCCGACAAGGCCAAGAUUGCCAAGCGCACCGAGGCGCUGCAGUCAACCGAUACUGAGAUCUCGCGUAUCCGUGUCCAGUCACAGCCCGUUUUGGGAUACCUGACCUCGCUGAUGAAUGAGUCCAACACGAGGUCCACUCCCCGCACAUUCAUGCGACCCUUCAAGCCCCUGAUCUACUUCCAGCCCAAGAUGAGGGAGAUUCUUGCUACUUUGGAGGAGAAAUGGGCCGAUUUUGAGGAGGCCUCAUCCGAGAGCGCUGAGGAGCUUUCCAAAGAGGAGGCCAUCGAGGUUGUUGAUGAGGUCGAGGAGUUUGACGAUGCUGUCGAGGAGGACGACGAAGCCCAGUCAGAUGAAGAUGAGGAGGGCGGUGAUGACGAGGACGACACUGAGUCUCUUCAGUCGGUCGACUCCAACGUGGAUGAGGACGUUGACAGCCUGAUGGACACUCCUGAGGCUCUCAGGGACAUGCGCUGCUAUGUCAAGUUCAUUGACGAGGAGGUCAUGCCUCUCCACACCCGCUUUGACGGAAAUGAAGUCGACAAGGUCAAGUUUGACGAUCUCUGGUACCUCUUCCGCCCGGGCGACCUCAUCUACAUGCCCGCAGCAGGCGAGGCCGGUGGUCGAUACCACGAGGUUUGGCGUACCUACAAGGUCACUGUUCCCGAGCCCGAGGUCGCAGACCGUUCCCUGGGAUGGGAGUUUGGUGACGACUUCUUCGGCAGCAACGAUGACAGCAACAACUUCAAGAUCAAGGCCUACUACAUUGACCACGACGGCAGCUCUUUCGGUGCUGUCCGCAAGGAGUUCACGAUCGAGCCCUUCAUCGGCGAGCGCCAGAUCGACUCGCUCGACAUCUUCCCCAUCCGCUACCGUCAUGGGCACGAGGAGCUCAUCGACUCGCUCAAGAGCCAGGGCCGCAAGUUCAUCGACUUCCUUGACGACCGACACCAGCAGUACAGCGCUUGGUCGCUGACCAGGAACCCACCCUCGCACCGGCACCGUGACGAUCCCGAUGAUGAGAUCCUCGACAGCGAGGACUACGAGAAGAUGCGCCACCCCGAGUUCGUCGAGAGCGACGUGAUCGUCGAUCUCCGCGAGGCGUACCAGAAGAUGCCCGACUGGCGCCCCAGCUUCCACCAGCUCGCCAUCAACCACUCGAUGAACUGUGAGGCCCAGGACGACGAGAUGCCCGUCCAGCACUGGUUCGACGGCAACCGCCAGUCCCUGGCCUACUCCCAGACCGAGAUCGUCCAGAAGUCGGACGGCGUCGAGGUCCGCCAGCGCCGCGACAAUCUGAACCAGGACGCCUUCCUCCGCGUCCGCGUCAAGGGCUCCCGCACCUUCGAGACCAACCCAGCCCUCCUCAAGCUCCGCGAUGAGGACCUCGUCCUCGUCCCCAAGCGCAUGUUCGCCUACAUCCUGCGCGAGCGCCGCUUCCUCCCCGUCGACCUCAACUUCCUGAACCCCGUGCGCCGCGAGCCCAACGUGUUCGAGAACCUGCGCAUCCAGUCCGACUACAAGGACGUGGUCCGCGGGCUGGUCAUGUCCCACUUCCAGCGCAAGGCCCUCGAGCGCCGGUAUGCCGACUCGGCCAUGGAGGGCCCCAACCAGGAUCUGAUCCAGGGCAAGGGCCGUGGUUUGGUCGUGCUGCUGCACGGUGUGCCAGGUGUGGGUAAGACGGCGACGGCUGAGGCUGUCGCAAUGGAGAACCGCAAGCCCCUGUUUGUGAUCACCUGUGGUGACCUCGGCCUCUCCCCCCACGAAGUCGAAUCUUCUCUCAAGAACGUCUUCCGUCUUGCGCACCUCUGGGAUUGCGUGCUCCUCUUAGAUGAGGCUGAUGUCUUCCUAUCGCAGCGAUCCCAGCUCGACAUGAAGCGCAACGCCCUCGUCUCCGUCUUCUUACGAGUUCUCGAAUACUACAAUGGGCUUCUCUUCCUGACGACCAACAGAGUUGGGCAAAUUGACAGUGCUUUCAAGAGCAGAAUUCACCUGUCUCUCUACUACCCACCUCUCGACAAGACCCAGACCCGCGAGAUCUUCAAGAUCAACAUCGCCAAGCUCAAGGAGAUCGAGGCCGAGCGCCACCGCAUGACCGGCGAGGCCCCCCUCGUCAUCAAGGACGCCGAGAUCCUCGACUUCGCCACCAAGCACUACGAGGACCUCGCCCGCUCGACCGGCUGCUGGAACGGCCGGCAGAUCCGCAGCGCCUUCCAGAUCGCCUCGAGCCUGGCCAUCCACUCGCACGCGAACCAGUCCGCGCUGGCCCGGUCGCGCGGCCAGCUCCCCGCUGCGGCGCCCGUGCUCGACCGCUCGUUCUUCGAGAAGGUGCAGCUGUCGACGCAGAGCUUCGACAAGCACAUGAAGAAGGAGUCGGGCAUGUACGAUCAGGAGGUGCCCAUGCGGGGGUCGUUUUCCGGCCGG